Messenger RNA from Sclerotinia sclerotiorum 1980 UF-70, 327 nucleotides. RefSeq lists its product as hypothetical. The transcript has a single exon. The coding region runs from base 1 to 327 and encodes 108 amino acids. The record is from RefSeq and is a predicted model, not a curated record. Lineage: Eukaryota; Fungi; Ascomycota; Leotiomycetes; Helotiales; Sclerotiniaceae.
AUGGCGAAUUAUAUACUCGAAACGCAGGGUGCGAAGAAGGUUGGAAAGCUCUGGGCUUAUCGUUUUGUGAAACGAUAUACAGAAUUAAAGAUGUGUUUUAAUCGCGUUUAUGAUUUUCAAAGAGCUCUCUGCGAAGAUUCAGAGCUUAUUGAAAGAUGGUUUCGAUUGGUAUCGAAUAUGCGGGCCAAAUAUGGUAUUCUGGACUGCAAUUUCUACAACUUCGAUGAGACAGGCUUUAUGAUAGGACAAAUAUCACUAUAUAUAGUAGUUAUUAAAGCUGAUCGAUGUGGAAAAAGUAAAGUUAUACAAUUAGGCAAUCGAGAAUAG